AUGUUGCCUAGGGGAGCCUGUGUGCCAAAGAAGCACAGUCUGGUGCCCACCCAGAUGGGCAGGGGCCUGAUGGUCCUCCAGAGCAUGGCCGGCCGGCACGACCGGCCCCCUGAGUGGAAAGUGCACAGCAAACAGCUCUCCCUGAGCAAGUCGGCCCAGGCCAUCAGCCGCUACUACAGGAAGAUGAACCACUUCAAGCAACGCAGCCGCCCCAGUGACACCAGCUUUGUGUCUGAAGCGGAGGAGCUGCGCAGAGCGUUCCUCCUGCGUCCUGGCUGCCCCCAGUUCAGCACCAGGGCCACGUCCAUGUCUCACUGCGGUGAGGGCUCCCGGGGGGAGACCGCCCCUCACACGUCCGCCGGGGUGGCGGACGGCUGCCGAAGUGCACUGAGCGCGGGAGACGGGGCUGGGAUGCGAGCAGCUGAGGCCCAGGGCCUGGGGCAGCGGCUGACGCUGCAGGACCAUGAAGGUCCCGGGCAGGUCUCUGGGCAGGGCCGGGGGGCCGCACAGCAUCCUGGGUGCAGGGAUCCUGCCUACACGCCCCCAGGGCACCUGCCGUGGAGCAGCCGGGACGUCCCUUUGCAGGAGGAGUUGUGCGUGGGCGUGGAGAGCUGGAAGGUGACCCGGGACCUGCUUUCCAUGCAGGGCUUGGACACCCAGGAUGACACACCCACACUGGGCAGGGGCGUGAGGCUGGACGCUGGUAGCACGGGCCAGGGGACGAAGGAGCCCACAGGGCGUCUCCUUCCCUUCAGUAAGAGUGCCUGUGAGUUCAACUACUUGCGGAAGAGGAGUGAAUCCCAGACGCUGAGCCCGGUCCUGAGGGGGCGGGUGCCCUGGUACAUAUCCGUCAUCCGCGAGAAGGAUCACUGUCUGCUCAUGCUGGGGGAGGAAGUCCAGCGCCUCUCUGAGCUGGAGGUGCAGGUGCAGAAGAAAGAUGAGGAGAUCUUGGCACUCCAGGGGGAGAGGGAGGUCUUGAAGAAGCAGCUGAAACACCUCCUGAAAAGCAAAGACCAAGAGUCAUCAGUGUGUCAGGGCAUGAGGGAACGGCCCUCUGAGCCCGCGCCUAAGCUGCUGCCAGGGAGGCUGAGCAACCUGAAAACCUUAGACCAGGAUGAGCUGCAGUGCCGGGAGCGCGUGCAGGAGGAGUACGCCAUGACCGACAGAGGCAAGGAUGUGGCUGGAGGCAGUGGCGAGGCAGAGGAGGGCCUGCAAGGAGAGGCCCAGAGGGCGGAGGACGAGCGCACUCAGGGCGCAGCGGGCCAGGAGGAGGCCGAGCUCGAGCAGCAGCAGCAGGAGGUGGUGGAGCUGGAGGAGGAGAAGGAGGUGGUGGAAUUCGAGGACUCGGGCAGGAGAAGGACGUGCUCCCUGGACGAGGCAUUUGAGGAGGAGCUGAUGGCCCAGCUGGAGGAGUGCGAGCAGGUGACCCGGGAGUUCCAGUUCGAGCUGGACAGCACCCGGACCAGAUACUCGCUGGCGACAGGAGCCAUCAAGUCCUUACAGCGGCAAGUGGACUUCCAGGAAUCCCAACUGCAGAAGGUCAACGUGGAGAAUGAGAUGCUGCAGAAGGAGCUUCGAGAGCGGAAGCAGCAGCUACAGGCCAUGUCGGAAAAGUUCUCCAACAUCCGGGAGGACAAGAAGCACGAGGAGCUGCUGCGGACCAUCGAGAAGGACAACAUUCUGCUCCGGCAGCGAGUGUUGGAGCUGGAGAGAGAGCUCGCCAGGCAGGAGUGCACCACCUUGGAGUUCAAGGCUAAGGUCAGCCAGCUGCAGGCCCAGCUGAACCAGAGCCAGAACCACCUGCAGAGACACAAGCAGCUGCAGGAGGAGAUGCAGAACAAGAACGAGAUGAUUCAGCAGGGGGAGCAGCAGGCCCGCAUGGCCCUGGAGGGAGCCCAGUCCCGGCUGGAAAGACUAAGAAACAAGAUCAUGCAGGCCACCUUCAGCACCACAGGGAUCAAGUCCUUGGCCACCGAGAUCUCUGACAAUGACAUCCUGGAAGGCUUGCAGAGGAUCAUCUCAGAGAGGGCGGACUACUACAGUCAGCUGAAACAGAAAGGCAUCCCGGUGCCGCCCCUGCACCAGUCAGAGGUCUCACCCUCGCCCAGCAAAUCCAAGAAGGUGGUCUCCAAGUAG
Messenger RNA from Manis pentadactyla (Chinese pangolin), 2136 nucleotides. It is a transcript of the gene CCDC27, whose product is annotated as coiled-coil domain containing 27. Lineage: Eukaryota; Metazoa; Chordata; Mammalia; Pholidota; Manidae. The record is from RefSeq and is a predicted model, not a curated record.